AUGAACUGGGUCGGGGGAUCCCGUACCAGGGUUCUGAUAAAGCAAGAAAAGAGAAAGCCAAAGUCCGAAUAUUUUGAAAAGAAAAGGCUAAAAUCAAAAAUGAAGUUAUUAGGGGUUUUAUCCCCUGUCAAAAAUUCCACUGUCAGUUUAGACCUCCUUAACUUAUAUAUGGUAAAUCACAUAUCUUGCCAGAAGAAAACACCUGAAACUGUGAGAAAACCAAUCCAUGUGAAUAUGCAUAGAGAUAUAAAAAUGCCCUUAAGAAAGCAUGAUUUAGAACUUCCAGUGUCACCUCACAGUGUACCAUCUAAACUCUGCAUUGAUGAUCUAGAAAACAAACUAGACAACAAGAAAGAACUUGCCCCAAUUCAGUUGUCACAAGUCAUGGACUCACAAAGAAUAUUCGAACCUCAGUUCAACAGAACAGAAAAUUGCACUUUCACUCCAUCAUCCUUUGCAGCAGAAUUAUCUUCUAACAGAAAUAUUACAAAACAAAAUUUCAUUCCCAGAACAGCACCUAGUCCUCAGAAAGUUGCAUGUGAAAAAAAGCAGAAUGAGCAGCUCAGUAAAGUUAAUUAUUCUAAUACUUUGGUUUCCAAAUUAAAUGAAAGUCAAGAUGCUCUCAGUCCAUCAUAUAAAACAGCACAAUUUGGGUCAUUAUUCAAUAGAUUAAACAGUUCAAGAAAUAGGAAUUUCCCUACUAGAAGGCCUGUUAGAGUUAUGGAUGAAGAUUGUAGAAGAAUGGAUGAGCAGAGACAGUCAGACUUUAUUACUGAAAAACAAUCAGCACAACAUAUUUGGAGAGAAAAAAGAAGAGAAGUUUCAAAUUUUUUUGAGGAUGUGAACCAGCCAACAACCAGCUGUAUAUCAGAGAAUUGUAACUCUUUUAUUAAUGAAAAUGUGAUCAGUUUAUUAAACAUAAAUCAACAAAGAAUAAAGAAAACCAUUGACAAGUGUGGUCAUGUCAGUAUUGGGGAUGAUUAUGCAAACACAAGUUCUGAUAAAAAUUAUUCAACUGAUAGAUGCAUUAGAAGUAUUUUUACAGAUCCAGAGUUGACUUUUAGUAAUUCUUUUAAUGAAACAAAUUAUCCAGAAAGGUGUCAGCCAAAUGAGAAGUAUCAGAAAGAGUACAACAAUAAUGAGAGAAAUACUUUUACUACAUCUUUUGAGAAGGAUUGUUACAUAGCCAGCUCUGAAAACAAAGGAAAAUUUGAAAGUGACUAUCAAGAGAAAUCACCACAGAAUGAAAUCCAGAAACAUCCAGUGAAUCAUACGAGUAAUAUCUCUUCGGAAGAAUUGCAUUCUAAGACAUCAUGGGACUUGGAAUUUGAUAAGAUUCUGGUGGAAGAAGGAGGAACCUGUUCUAUAAAAGACAGACCAACAUCUACUAAGAAAAUCUAUCUUGAUUCUUCACAGAGUAGUCAUUCUACCAGUUAUUAUUCUCCAAGGCCAACAGAUAGUUGCUUCAGUUCUAGUUCAGAGGUGCCAUCUGAAGAUGAAGAUCAAAUAUUGCAGCAUGUUGAAGAAUCAAGUAGAUCCAUCAGAAUCAAAGAAACAACUAGUAAUGUUUAUCUAGAAAGGAUGCCAAAAUUGCCAUGUGAUAGGAUUAUUAAAAACAAUGCCAAAACUCAUGAACAAAAUGAGAAUCUUCACCACCUCUCAAUGAAAAAUAAUACAGAU
Molecule: messenger RNA, 1680 nt
Organism: Suricata suricatta (meerkat)
Lineage: Eukaryota; Metazoa; Chordata; Mammalia; Carnivora; Herpestidae
Exons: 2
Source: RefSeq, a predicted model, not a curated record